Cladocopium goreaui is the source of this 3984-nucleotide messenger RNA. Lineage: Eukaryota; Dinophyceae; Suessiales; Symbiodiniaceae. The record is from the annotation of a GenBank genome assembly.
AUGCUUUUGCAUGCGCAAUGUCAGCUUGUGGUCCUAGAUGAGGACAUUGGCCUUUUGUCAAAGGUAGGUUUCAUUGCCAGAAGAGAUGGUCAGGAGCGGCUUUGGUGGUCUUUAGACUACUUGUUCGACAAGUUCAAAGCAAGCGGUGACGAGAAACGCGUCUUGUUCAAAUGGAUUCAAUUCUUCAAGCAGAAGGUAUCACAAUCAACUUUCUGUGAUGAUCCUUUUUUCUGCCAAACAAAGCAAACGAAUUUGCCUCAGCAUGCUCUACACGAAAAUGUGGCAACCACCUUCGCUGUCCUGGUAUUCUUCAAUGUUUUGCUAAAGGAAUCCAGAACGCCCAAGACCGUGCAAAUGCUAAAGAAUUGGAUUCCGGUACUUUGCAACAGAGCUUGCUCCAUGCUCUCCAUCCUAGUUAGUCUGGAUGUUGAGGACUUGCAACCACUGAUUGUGUCCCCUGCAGGUUUGGUGAAAGGUAUGGAAAGCAUGCUGAGCUCCAAGCACCGUACUUGUUUUUUUGCUGUGCAGAAAGAAUGGCAAUCGAUGCAUGAAUCUGGAGAAUUGAGCGAAGAAUUGAUCAGUGACGCAGAUUCAGCCAUCCCGCUCCAGGACUUGCUUUGGUUUGUUGUCUCUGUCGACCGGAAACGGAGAUCGUCUGGCGGCCAUGUGUGGCCGAAGGACAGCGUCACAGGGUCUACGUUGUUGAAACUUCAGAAAGCCUUGCUUGACUUUGUUGCCCAAGGCAUCGACAGGUAUGUCAAAGAAAGCUACAUCCAGACCCACAACACGGACAAACCUGCUCCCUCUAGAAGGGUUCUUGGGAUUGCCAGUGAUGUUCCUGAUGGACAAGUAGCACCAAACCCAGCGACGAAAGUCAUGAUGUCUCCUGAUGCGAUUUAUGAAUUGUUUUCCCAAGCCAGGGAGACAAGUGUGUCAAUGAAACAGGCGCUGCCUUUUCUUCAGGGCGAAAGGGUGUCUUCCAUGGCGGGCUGCAAGCCGACAGCCGUGGACCCAUGGGUGCGACGAGCCCAGUCCAUAUACGAUGAAAGAGCAGCACUUUCGCUACUUGGGGUGACUCAUUACAACUUGGUUUCCGAUUGCUCUGUGCAUAGCGGGAAGGAGUACCUUGAGAACAAACUUGUCAGACUGGCUUCCUACAGACAACUGCAAGCAAUUUCCCAGCAACUCCACUUUUUGACGAAUGGUCAGAUGAAGAACCUUGAUUCCUUUGCAGUGCCUGAUGGCAUUACGUUGAAACCUGUCAUGUCUGGAUGGGACCGCUUUCUUCGUCAGGAACCUGGACGAAACAGAGCUGGGUUCAGGAAUUCAACCGAUGGCAGUGAGAUCUUGCUAUUGCCUGAUGAUCGCCAGUGGUGGGUUGAUGUUCCACUAUUGGUCUUGCAGCUGGAUCAAGGCCCAACAUGUUGUGGAGGGGCAGCGUUUGCGAUUGGCAAAAUGGAGAGCAUGAUCUUGGCCAGGUGGGAUGUGAUACACAGAUCCAUCCGAGAUGUGAAACUGUCAUUGCUCCACGGGGCUGGUGGCGAAUUUUAUCAGGCCCAAUUUCAUUCGCAAUAUCUGUUCAGUUUGGCCUACAGGCCUUAUGGAAGUUCAGGCUUCUUUGAAGACAAAAAACGUUUACUGGAGAUGAUGAUGGCGAGAGAGGGGCCUGACACAGUGCCAAUGUUUGUCGACUCCUGGGAAAAAAUCCGGGAUGAAAUUGGCUUGCCGUCUACUGCCACCAUGACUGAUACCUGGAAUGCUCUCCCAAAUCUUGAUGGCUUCCGCACGAAGCAAACCUUGCCCAAACCGUCUCGAUGGUUUGCGUGGAACCAGGCAGUGGAAGAAAAAUUGCCAGAGUGGACAGCUCUCAAGUGUGUGCUUGCUUACCAUUUUGAUGGUAAUGAUGGCCUUGACCCUGAUGACGCUUUUCACAAAAGACAGCUGGAUGCCAUGGCCAAGGAAUCUGCACAAGAAACCGAAAGAAAGAACAUGAGGAAAGAGUUUGGCAAACUCAAAGAGAAACUUGGUGGCGGGCUCAAGCUUUGCUUCCACAUCAUGAGCAACAAACUGUUGCAGAUGGUGAAGAUCAUAGCCCUUUGUACUCGGCCGGUGUGGUCCUGGUACAGCCAUUCCAUCAUGGAGGUCUUGAAUGCAGAGCACCAGGUGCACAAGCUGAUCGUGCUGCAACGCAAUUGGGUUAAAGAGACGCACUUGCAAAAACUUGCAGCCCUUCCAACGUCAUUGUCUGAAGAGCUGGUGCACUUGCUCGACAGCUACAGUAGCUCUUUCAACGACACCGGCCCCAAAGUCUUGGAGUUGAGCCAGCAGUUGUUGAAACAUCGCUGCUGGUCAUUGUCAAAGGCGUCGGCGCCCCCUGAUUGCUAUGCUGGUUUGCUUUCGUCUGACCCAACUGAACAGAAGGCGGCUGCGUCUUUGCUACGAGCUGAUCAUCGCAAUCUCCUGGAGCUAGAGUCAGUUGUGGCCAAGACUGGCAAGUGCCCUCCAAAGAUUCUACAGGACAUCAAUGUUGUCUGCACUCCUGCGACUCGCUUGCUAUUUUUGAGUUUCGAAGAAGGCUCGUAUCACCACCAGACUCCUGGUGGCCUGCAUUUACUUCGCGGCAUGCUUCAGACGCUCCCAGACUCCAAAAUUGUGGAGGAUGUGCAUGGCACUUUGAGAAAAGAGUCCAAGAAAGCGCCCAACAAGCGGCAGACGGCGCAAGCGCUCCAGGAACUAGUGUGCAACUCGCCGGUGCUUGCUACCCGGGGCAUCCAGCACAAAGCCUUCGUGACGAAGGAAGUUUUUCUGCGGUCCUUUCCCAGAAUGAAGGAGAAAAAGCGUGCAAGGCGCUAUAUGGCUAAGCAUCACAGCCUUUCAAAGAAGUGGUCGGAGCUGAUGUCAAGAAAAAAUUGGGCGACAAUCUCUGAAGAAACAUUGCACAAAGGGGCGGCAUGUUUGAACUUUUUGAGACGCUACGUGGAAGAUGACAUGGGUUCCAGGGGCCUCCGCCUCUCCCAUGGAUGUUUCUCCAAAUUUGCUGUGGAGCUGUGCAUUUUGUGCAGAGUGGUGGACGAUGCUGCUGAAUAUCAUGGCUUUUGCUUGGGCAAUGGUACUUGGGGAGCCCUCUUUUGGCCCCUUUGUUUGCACCAAGAUGGCGAGUUUGAAGGAUACUACUUGGAUCCCAAUGGGGAAGCUGAGUGGGUACAUGUGCUGCAGCCACAAGAGUGGCAUGUGCUGGUUCAUGAGGCCGUUUUGCACCAGCAGCAAAUCUUUAUGGUGCCGAAAUCAGAAGUGCCUCUGCUACAAUUUUUUCUGCAGGAAAGAACCUGUCGGAACUCUUUGACCGUCGCAGAUUUGACUAUGUUGGCUGAGGUCUUCAAGCUGACCAAUGAGAAAUUUGAUCCAAAGAAAAUGAACCGUGAAAAGCAGCUCAACGCCAUUCUGGAUUAUGUUGGUCAGGACAACUUGGAGUGGCUUGACAAGGUGAAAGCUUCUUUAUCUGAGCCAGCAAAAGAAAAAAAAAUCGGUGAUUCUUUGGACGAAUUCAUUUUGUCUGAAAUGCCUCAGGAGGAUCAACGCGAUUUCAAGGAAGUUGCAGAUGAAGUGGAUUCCAAAAGGAAAGCUGGGUGGACACUUGUCGAACAAAGAUGGAGGAAAGAGGCAGAGAAGAAGAGAAAAAGAAAGGGACAACCAAAGGCAAAAGCAAAGGUGAAAGCUGGUAAAUUUGCAACGCGCAGCAAAAAACGGAAAGAGCCUGAACCUGACCUUCCACCAAGCCUUCCUGCAGUGGCUGAUGCCAUUGAGAAUCACGCUGGAGAGUUUCCUGAUGGCGCUGCAGAGUUUUCUGAUGGCCCCGUCCUGCCUGGUGAUGCUGCUGAGGCUGAGCCUGACAGUGCGCAGGUCGUUGCCAGGGACAUUCCUGACGACAUGAUGGCCAAUGGCCCACGCAAGGGAGAAAUUUUCGCAGACGUCUUACUCGGUUGA